GGACGGACUAUACAUGGGUUAGUGUAAAUGUUCUUGCGCAGGCUGAAGCUGCACGGUCAUCCGCCCUGUGAGAAAUGAAACAUAGACCGGCCAAAAUACAUCGUACUGCGCGUCAUGGCCACUUUACUGGAACGCUUGGUUUUCCUACAGAAAGUGCCCACGCUCAUGCGGGCAACAGCAGAUGACGAAUCGCCAUGUCCAGGUUAUCUCUUUGAGGAGAUCAGCAGUAUCCUUUCUAAAGCUUCACAGAAUUGUCUAUAUAGGACAGAAAAAUGAACUUGUGGAUUUUGACUCUCAUAAAACCUCAGAUAUUUCCCACGAGUCUGUGGGCUGCUGCCAGUGUCUUUUGGAGUAUCUCUUGGAAAGACUGCAGGUGGAGUCCUGCCACGUCAAACUCAAGGUCCUGAAGAUUCUCUUACAUUUAUGUAGCCACGGACCACCUCACUUCCUCACAGAGCUGCGACGAAAUGCUACAUUUAUACAGGAAGUGAUCGUGUACAGCGGCCCUCCGGACCCUAUCCACGGCAAUGCCCCAUUUCAGAAAGUCAGAAGCGGCGCUCAGGAAUUGGCCAGUCUGCUCUUUAAUGAUACCAUGUCUUCAGAUUCUGGAGUUACCUCAUGCAAAACAGUCAAAACAUCCAUGGGAAUGGGCUCUGAGUCGCUCAGAUCUGGCAUGCAGGGGUUUGGAAACAGCCCAGGAAAGACAGAGUCCAAUGGAACGACUUUAUUGGACAAAAUACAGAGAGCUGCAGAAGCGGUUGCCAGCGCUGUCCUUCCUCCAGCAGAGCAUCCCGGAAUCCGUCUCCACGACAACCACUACCACGCCGUGGUGGCUCCAUCCGCUGCCGUGGAGAUGGCCGUGCCAGCGUGUGCCUACAACAUCCGAUCCCACGACCAUAGAGCAUCUCACAGGUGUCCAGGGCAGGCCGGUGGAGGCUGGGAAGAGACGGACAGCGGCCACAGCUCCUCCCAAAACUCCUCCCAGGAAAUUAUGCCGGUCGGCCAGACCUCAGUAAGCAGGAGUAGUAAGUCAGGUGGCUCGGGCAGCCACUCGGGGGCGAGCCGGGAAAGCGGUGAUCUAUCAGAGCGUGUGGAGGCCAUGCAGCUUGGGGACUGUGGUCAGGAGAUGGCACUUAUCAACAGUCUGACCAGCGGUUCCAAAGUCUUCUUAUCCAGAGAGGAGAGCCAACACUUUAUCAAAGAAUGUUCCACUCUUAACUGUGAGGUGGUUGUUGAACUUCUCUCUCGCAAACUCCAGGACCACGCACAAACUGUCCAAAUGAGAGCGCUAUGUGCUCUGGUUUGUCUGAUGUCAUCAGACUUCCUCUCCCUAGACCACAUUUUCAAUAUCACACACAAACGCCUUGCACAGCUUAGUGAAGGACCAGCAGGCCCUGUUGCCAACAAAGCCACCAAGCUCCUAAGGCAGUUUGAAGCCUUGCUCGGCUGUGUCACACAUCCCAGAUGUCCAGCCUCUUCCACCUCUUCACUUUCAGAGCAGCCCUCCAAAUCCUUCACCUUCCUUCUUGGACAACUAGAAGAAACAGCAACUUCAUAUGAGUCACCACCGUCUAUAGAUCUCUCAGAAGGUAACGUCACCGCACCCGAGAUCAAAAGAGUACAAGAAGAGGAGAGAAACCGCUCCAAGCUCUUAGAAGCUUCCAGACAAUCACUGUUCAGUGGGAUGGAGCUGGUGAACAGAAGCAAACCUGUGUGUUUGGUUGAGCCUGUUCCUGUCGAGACAGAUGUCCAGACAGGUGCGACUGAGAAAAGAUGUGAGAGAACUAAAGAGUCACCUGCGUCUAGUGGACCUGAACAAUGCAAAGAGCAAACGUCAGCCUUCUCCUUUCUCAAUCUCUGAUGCUAACUUUAUUGUUUAUACAUAAGUGUUCUGAUGUAGGGUGAAAUACUUAAUCCUUUAAUCUAAAAAAGCAUUUCUUACCUGUAGCUACUGUUCUUGACCAUGUAAUAUAAUAUAGAAAUGAAGUCAUAUUUCAGUUAAAUAUAGAUAUGUCUCUGUGUUAAAGGGAUAGUUCAUUCAAAAUUAGAAAUUCCUCAAGUUGUUACAAACUGGAUAAAUUUCUUUGUUUUGCUGAACACUAAGGAAGAUAUUCGUAAUCAAGCACCAUUGACUUUCAUAGUAGGAAAUACAUACUGGUGGUCAGAAAUGGUUUCAUUAUAAACAUUGCUUAAAAUAUCUUCCUUUGUGUUCAGCAGAACAAAGUAAGUAAUACAGGUUUGUAAUUUGAGGGUGAGUAAAUAAUGACAGAAUUUCCAUCCUAUACCUUUAACUUGUGCAAUAACCUAAAUAUAAGCAUUCUUUAUUGGAAAAUGAUCUAUUUUAAUAUAUAGAAAACUAAAUCAUUUUUAAUUGUGGUGUCUUUAAAGGUGCAGUGUGUAAUUUUUAGAAGGAUCUUUUCACCGAAAUGCAAAAUAAUAUAUAAAACUAUAUUAUCAGGGGUGUAUAAAGACCUUUCAUAAUGAACCGUUAUGUGUUUAUUCCCUUAGAAUGAGACAUUUUUAUCUAUAUACACAGAGGGUCCCCUUACAUGAAGGUCGCCAUUUUGUGCCGCCAUAUUUCUACAGAAGCCCUUAACGGACAAACUUUUUUACUAAGUUUUCUCAGACGAUGACAUGUUUGUCCAGUGGUGGUUACAAUAGUUUCUCUAUGUGUUUCAAAAGCGAGGGUUGAGCAGUGGACCACACCGUUGGUUGCAAUUCACAACCUCACCACUAGAUGCCGCUAAAAUUUACACACUGCACCUUUAAGAGAUGAAGUGUGUCACUUUUUAUUAUUUAACAGCUUGCAGAGACAAAAAAAUUUUGUGGAUUGAUUUGUGACCCUGCCUAUGAAACCCAUCUUAAGUCUUUUUUUUGUGAUUUACUGAUUUCUACAUAAACUCAUCCUACAGGUAAAGAACAUUCUGUGAAAAAUAACCUUGAUAUCUUUAAUAUUGACUGUGUAAUUAAAAUCAAACUUUGAUGCUCUUAAUCUCAUUAGAUUGAGACUGAAUUUCAUAGUCAGUGUCACAUAAUUGAACACAAUGAGCGGUUUCCCGGACAGGGCUUAUCCUAGUCCCAGACUAAAAUGCGUGUUUGACCCGCUUAAAAUUAAAAACGCCUUUAAUUUUAACAUAUUUUGUUGACAUUGUUGUGUUUUAAGAUGCACACCUGUAGUGUUUUUUAGUAAGGUAUGUUUGUAAAAACUUCUUAAAUGACCUAGUAUUAAUAAGGCCUAGUUCUGGAUUAUCCUAAACCCUGUCUAGGAAACCGCCACAGUGAGUCUUAUAAAUGUUGCUAUUUGUUGCGAUUUAACACAGGUUUUAUGAACUUUAUGAUGGGAGGAACCUCCACAUAAGAUGGACCUUUAGCAGGAGACCCCUUUUAUAAAAUAUAUAUCCAUAUUUUGUAUAAAAAAUAACAUUUAACCCUAAUAAGACCCUUGGGGUCAAUCUAACCCCCAAGCUAAUUUUUUUUUUAGUUUAAAAACAUGGUUCCCUUCAUCUCAGUGGAAUAAGAUUUUGUGACUUUUACAGAUCAUCUGUCAAGAUUCAUAUAAAAACACUGGGCUUGAUUCGGUCGUUCUUAAGAGGCGUUAAAAAUGUUACUUAAAUAGUCCCUUUGGGGGUAAAAAGGACCCCAUUUGAAAAUAAAUGGGAAAUGCAAAAUCUUUUUUUUUGUCAAAAUUUUUUUUCCCAAAUCACAGCAUUAAUGUAUAGAUGGUAAGUAAAAAAAAUAUUUUAUUUGAAUACUUAAAAAUGUAUUUAUUUUUUGUAAUCACUCUUUUAAUCUCUGGGGUCAUUUUAACCCCCGCGUAACUAUGACGUUAAGGAAAAUCAGGUCUUAUUAGGGGUUAAACUGUGUUAGACAAAUAGUAAUUGUUAUAAAAAGACAUUGUUUACAAGCUUAAAUAAUUAGCUACAAAGUACAUUUUUUGCUUUGUCCUUGGACCCCAGUUUGAAAACCCCUGAUCUAACCAAGCCCAUAUAGCAACAUUGGCUCACAUGCUGUAUGUUUAUCUGACCAGUGACAAAUAAGAAAAUGUUCAUGAAAAAGUGUUUAAAAUGUAUUAUUUUACUGUAGCUAUUUUUGCGACUUACAUUACACACUUAAAGGGAACACAUCAUGAAAAUCUGACUUUUUCCAUGUUUAAGUGCCAUAAUUGGGUCACCAGUGCUUCUAUCAACCUAGAAAAUGUAAAAAAAUAACAACCCAGUAACUUAAUUUUGGUCAACCAUUCUAUGCAAGCAUGUGAAAAAACUUUUCUCCCCUUGUGAUGUCAGAAGGGGAUAAUACCGCCCCUUAAUCUGCACUAUCCAACCAUAGCACUGCCAUUCAGUGCAGAGAUCAGCUCAUUUGCUUUUAAAAUAACACCCAAAAAUGGCACAUUAUUGCUCACACCUACAAAGUGGCAAUUUUAAUAUGUUAUAAUAAAUUAUCUAUAUGGUAUUUUGAGCUAGAACUUCAUGUAUGUACUCUGGGGACACCAAAGAUUUAUUUGACAUCUUAAAAAAGUCUUGUGAAAUGUCCUCUUUAAGUGUUCCCACAAUGGUUGAUCUGAAAUUUGCACCACAAUCUUUCUUUAUUUUAAAUCACUUACAGUAUGUCUUUCAGUCUUUAUUUUACAAGUACAAACAUUAACACCCACAAAGUAUAGCUUGAUGAAAAAACCUUUAAUGUCUAACGUAUGUGCAGAUGUGUAUAAAAGCAAAAGUAUUUGUGACUGUGAAAGAAAAGUAUUUAAUUCUGAUAAAUGGGUACCAAACUUCUCACAACAAAAGCCUUAAUAAACAAUUGUCUUAUUACGCUCAUGCACACAUAAUAAAACAUUCACAUAUAGACACAUA
Messenger RNA from Misgurnus anguillicaudatus (oriental weatherfish), 4847 nucleotides. The record is from RefSeq and is a predicted model, not a curated record. Lineage: Eukaryota; Metazoa; Chordata; Actinopteri; Cypriniformes; Cobitidae.